Perkinsus marinus ATCC 50983 is the source of this 822-nucleotide messenger RNA. RefSeq names its product TATA-binding protein, putative. The record is from RefSeq and is a predicted model, not a curated record. NCBI's taxonomy places the organism in Eukaryota, Perkinsozoa, Perkinsida, Perkinsidae. Gene Ontology annotation, biological process: DNA-templated transcription initiation. Gene Ontology annotation, molecular function: RNA polymerase II general transcription initiation factor activity; DNA binding. Bases 1 to 822 code for a protein of 273 amino acids. The transcript is spliced from 2 exons.
AUGUUGUCCGACUUUGAUAUCGACUCUUUGUUGGGUACUAGCAAUAAGCAAGUGGUUGAAUCCACUCUUAUACCAAGUACUGAUGAUAAUGAUGGUUGUCGUUUGUAUGGAGCGAGGGAAGAUAAUCAUGAGACUACGAGUCUAGAGAGUAGUAAUAAUGAUGGUCUUAUUAUGGCUAGUGAUGAUGAUGAUGUUGGUUAUGAUGGUUGUGUAAUACCAGAAACAGUAUAUCCAGUAUUAGAGAAUGUUAUUGCAUCAGUCGAACUUGGUAUAAUAAAUAGUACUCAUUCUACUACUACUACUGGUGGGUCGUCAUCGUCAUCGAGUCAUCUUAUUGAUUUGAAGAAAGUUGCAUUUAAAGCACGUAAUGCUGAAUAUAAUCCUCGUAAGGUUAAUGCAGUAGUAAUAAGAUUUAGAGAUCCAAAAGCAACUGCAAUGUUAUAUGGUACUGGUAAGGUUAUGGUUACUGGUAGUAAUUCUGAAGAAACUGCAAAGGAUGCAGCAAAGAAGGUUGCUAAAAUAGUUAUAAAAAGUGGUGCUUAUCCUCAAGCUAGAUUUAGAAGAUUUAAAAUAGAGAAUAUGGUAGCAUCAGCAGAUGUUAGAUUCCCAAUACGUUUAGAGGCAUUAGCCUAUGAGCAUCGAUCCUAUUGUAGUUAUGAACCAGAACUAUAUCCUGGUCUGGUAUUCCGAUUAUUUGAACCUAAAGUUGCAUUAUUAAUAUUUGUAUCUGGAAAAAUAGUAUUUACUGGUGCUAAGAAUAGAGAUGAUAUUACUAAUGCCUUUCGUAAUAUAUACCCAUUACUACUCAAAUAUCAGAAUUGA